AUGGUCGGUCCGUCAAACGAGCUUACUUGUUACGCUGGCUCCCCCUUCACCCUCGAUCGUGGGGAUUUGGUUUGGGACAAGGCUGCACUCACCAAUUACACUUAUGGUGGUGAUAGCUCAAACUCCACUUCGCCUUCGAACACAACUACAUGUCCUACAGCCUCAACAACACCAAGCAGCGAGAACAAGGAUGGGAAAGGUAACAAUGAUGUCGCGAUUGGAGCCGGAGUGGGGAUCCCCCUAGGAGUCCUGCUUCUCACUGCGUUGGGCUGGGCGUUAUUCGAACGGAGAAAACGUCUCUCUGUUCAGGCUACGAUGGCAGGACUCCAAUCCCAGGCUGCUGCGGCGCAGUGGGAUGUGCAGAGGCAGGCACCCGUUUAUUCUCCUCCUAGUGAGCUCUCGGCUGCUGGGAAACCGCCCCAGGAGCUAGCGACUACCCGUUAA
Messenger RNA from Penicillium griseofulvum, 444 nucleotides. RefSeq lists its product as uncharacterized. NCBI's taxonomy places the organism in Eukaryota, Fungi, Ascomycota, Eurotiomycetes, Eurotiales, Aspergillaceae. The record is from RefSeq and is a predicted model, not a curated record. The coding region runs from base 1 to 444 and encodes 147 amino acids. The transcript has a single exon.